AUGAAGACUUCCAUCUCCUCGGAUGUCUGGGAGAAGAAGAAAGCCCUAAUUGCCAAAUUGUACAUGGAAGAGGAAUGGCCCCUCAAGCAAGUCAUCAAACAGAUUCGUUCGGAGGACUUCAAUCCCAGUGAGACUCAACUGCGAAGCCGCUUAAAGAAAUGGCGAGUCACCAAACCUUCUCGCCAGACUCGCAAGAAACCCCAAGGAUCGACCUCGGGCGAUGAGUCUGAGCGGGAGGUCAAGAGCGUUUCAUCUGUCUCUUCUCGCAGCCAAAAGUCUCCCGCUUCCAAGCCGAGAUCUGUCUCCCGUUCAGACUGGUCUACGCACCCCGCGUAUGCAUCAUCCGGUGUGCACGCUGUGGACCAGAAAUGGAACCUUCCUUUGACUCAGCAGUUGACGCCCACACUACCAGGCGAGCACGUUCUCGUUGCUGACCGACACCUUCACUCAUUCUCCGACCACAGCCCAAACACAGCUUCCUUUGAGCAGUCCGGCCACACGUCGCCUGGGCCUGAGGGUCUCAUGGCCAGUACUACUGCUGCUGUGACACCGACCUACGCGGCAUUCCCUCUUUCUCCUGAUUCCUGUUUUCCUAGUCCUGGUUCGUCGACUACACCGGCCUUGGCCCAGUGGCCGCCUCGCUCCGUCUCCGUCGACAUGAAUCUCAACCCUGCCCUCCACCCGGGCCAUUGGUAUCACAUGCCCUUUGAGCCCAUCACUCCGCCAUCCGGUGUUCUUCACUCGGCUACACCUGUCUACCGGGACCAUGUGCCCAUGGUCGCUUCUCAUGGGGGUUACUCUCACGAGUUUGCUCCUUAUCAUGAGACGCAUGCUUACCCGGGCUACGACCCCAAGCCCUGGAAGCGGAAUGUCUCUCUCCAAUACGACUACCACGGAAGACCUGAGCACGAGAGGAAGAGCGUGCCAUCUCGUGGUCACCCUCCCACUAUGGUGCCCCUGCCUUCGUCCCAGCCGGCUGGGCCGCACACAGCGAUGUGUGCACCUCUGAUGCCAUACAUGGGCCAGGAUCCGAUGGCCCAGAAGCCCCCUGGCGUUGGCUACUAA
Molecule: messenger RNA, 1065 nt
Organism: Penicillium maclennaniae
Lineage: Eukaryota; Fungi; Ascomycota; Eurotiomycetes; Eurotiales; Aspergillaceae
Product: Clr5 domain-containing protein
Exons: 2
Coding region: 1-1065 (354 amino acids)
Source: RefSeq, a predicted model, not a curated record